GUCAAGGUGUAUGAAGUGUGGGAAGGAGUACGAGGCAGAUCCAUUUCUUAAUAGCGCCAAUGCUAUGAAUGUUCAUAUGCGAAAGGGUUGUGAUGACAAAAAAAGGUACUACUCAACAACUAUUGAACUCAGGAAAAACUGGGGUAGAAGGUGAGGGUACUUUAACAAACUGGAGGUUUGAUCAAGAAGCUACUAGAAAGGGUUUAGCAUACAUGCUCAUUGUUGAUGAAAAACCGUUCAAGUUUGUUGAUGGGAUGGGGUUUAAGUACUUCAUGUCGCUAUGCUGCCCUAUGUUCAAUAUUCCUUCUAGAAGAACAAUCACUAGGGACUUUUUUGCCUUCUAUACUGAGAUGAAAGACAAGUUGAAAAGGUUUUUUCAAAGUUGUGAAAGAAGAAUUUGUUUGACUACUGAUGCAUGGACUUCGAAUAAGCAAGAUAGUUUUAUGUGCUUAACUGCCCACUUUUUUACCAAGAUUGGAAAUUGAUAAAGAAGAACAUCAAUUUUGGGGAACUUAAAGAUCAUAAAGGUGUAGACAUUGUUGAUGGCAUUGUUGCUUGUUUGGAUGAUUGGGGGAUUGACAAGGUCUUCACAAUAACUGUUGAUAAUGCUAGCUCUAAUGACACAGUUGUAGCCAAAUUGAAGGAAGUUUUUAAUACUAGAGGGACUAGUAUUUGUGAUAGUUCAUUCCUUCACAUGAGAUGUGUGGCUCACAUUUUAAAUUUGGUUGUGUCUGAUGGGCUUGGAGAUAUUUCCCCAUUGGUGAAGAUAAUUAGAGAAGUUGUGAGGUUUAUUAGAAACUCACCAGAAAGGUUGAAAAAAUUUAAUGAGUUUGCCAAAGUUCAAAAAGUAGAAGGCAAACGUGGCUUGUGUCUUGAUGUUCCUACUAGAUGGAACUCGACAUUCUUGAUGUUGCAGGCUGCUGAGAGGUUUGAAAAGGUGUUUAAGAUGUUUGACAUGUAUGACGAUCAUUUUCGAAAGGACUUGGAAAGCAGGAAGGAUAGACAUGGCAUAAUUGGGGUCCCAUAGAAGGAUGAUUGGGAGAAUGCAAGGAGGAUGAUGGGAUUUCUUGGUAAGUUCUAUGACUUCACUUUGAAGAUCUCGGGCUCAAGGUAUACCACUUCUAACUUGUUCUUACAAGAGGUGCAUUCCCUAUAUCAUUUGAUACACAAGUGGGAGACUGAAGCUGAGAAAGAUUAUGACUUGAGUGUCAUGGCUAGCAAGAUGAAAGUAAAGUACGAGAAGUAUUGGGGAGAUGUGAAUAAAAUGAACAAGCUACUUUACAUCUCCACUGUUAUGGAUCUGAGGUACAAGUUGGGUUUUGUUGACUAUGCUUUGAAAAGGGUGUAUCCUGAGGAUGGUAAGGGAGGACGUAUGGAGGAAGAUGUGAAUAAGGCUACAUUUGCUCUAUUUGCUCACUAUGAACAGCUUUGGAAAUCAAAGCAAUCUAAGAAUGCCUCUACUUCUUUGGCUCCAACUGUGGAGGAGUGUGAUGUUGAUGAGAUUGAUGUACUUGCUGAAUACAAAAAACAUAGAGAGCAAAUUGUAGGGGCGGUAAACAAAUCUGAGCUUGAGAAAUACCUUCGUGAGGAAGACGAGCCAAUGGUGCUCAAGUUUGAUGUUCUAGGUUGGUGGAAAGUUAACAGCUUGAGGUUUCCAACACUUUCAUUGAUGGCUAAAGAUGUUCUAGCGGUACCUAUCUCUACCGUUGCAUCCGAAUCUGCCUUUAGCGCUGGUGGGAGGAUUCUAGAUGGUUUCAGAAGUUCAUUGACUCCUAAGAUAGUGGAUGCUUUAAUUUGUAACUCGGAUUGGAUACGUGGUGAUUCUGCACCACCAUCAGUCGAGGAGGAUCCAAAAGAGGUUGAGAAAAUAGAUGAAGAAUUGGACAAGUUGAUGAAUGCAAUCUCCAUAAGAGAUAAUCUUGUUUCAUCUACCUCGACUUCCAAUGUACCAAGUUUAAGUGGAAGGAGGAACGAUGGUAGUGCAUCUGGUAGUGCUUGUGGUGAUAAUUCCGAUGUUUCUAUGCAUGAUUGAUGACUUUAGAGGUAAGAAGUUUAGAUUUUAUUCUACUUGACUAUCUGUAAUUAGCUCUAUACAUAUUAAUCACUAACCAUCAUUGUUUCAUGUUUAUUGUAUAAUUUUCAAUUUAAAAGGUGUCAAUUGACCAAGAUUGGUGAAGAGCCAAGAAGCAGGACCUUAGAGUUUGUAAAAGUUAUGCUUGGAAUUUAGACAAUGGCUACCUUUCUUUUGUUAGUUUGAAUUUAAAACUAUUUGUAUUGUAAUGAAUGGUUCUAAACAGG
Molecule: messenger RNA, 2298 nt
Organism: Linum trigynum
Lineage: Eukaryota; Viridiplantae; Streptophyta; Magnoliopsida; Malpighiales; Linaceae
Source: the annotation of a GenBank genome assembly